This is a messenger RNA of Alosa sapidissima (American shad), 3379 nucleotides long. RefSeq names its product ATG7 autophagy related 7 homolog (S. cerevisiae) (gene atg7). The transcript is spliced from 19 exons. Gene Ontology annotation, molecular function: Atg8 activating enzyme activity; Atg12 activating enzyme activity. The record is from RefSeq and is a predicted model, not a curated record. Bases 910 to 3051 code for a protein of 713 amino acids. Gene Ontology annotation, cellular component: phagophore assembly site; cytoplasm. Gene Ontology annotation, biological process: piecemeal microautophagy of the nucleus; C-terminal protein lipidation; autophagy of mitochondrion. Lineage: Eukaryota; Metazoa; Chordata; Actinopteri; Clupeiformes; Clupeidae.
AGGUCUAGUCCUUGUUUUCUAGUCUAGACUACUGUUACACUCGACUGUCAGAAUGAUACAGUGGACUAAAUAUCUGCUUUAAAUAUUCAGAUCAGAGCAUGGUCGACAACAACGACGUCUUUCACCAGGGUGUAGGAUAUGUGCAUUCUAGAACUCAUUAGUGGAACUUUGAAUUGCUGCAGUCUCGUGAGCUAAACGCACCUUCAAUGAGCAGAUUUUCGCACACAUUCCUUUAGUUGUAAUUUAAGUGCUUAGCUAUUAAACUGCCUAUCUACUCGUAGCCACAGGGCAAACUCUAGAGAUGAAAAGAAACGGAACUUAUCGAUAUUUGUCUGUUUUUUCUUGCCUUGCCGUUUGUGUUUUCUUGAUAGUAUUUUGGUUUUUUGUGUUUUAUUCUAUGUUGUUGGCACCGUAACGAACUUUGGAGCAAGCUUAGCAUGCAUGCGAUCCAGUAAACGAGAUAAGGCCAAUAUUUCAGCACACACUGGUGUACAGGCACUAGUGUAAUGUCUUUAUUUCGAUUUUAGUAUGGGAUAAAAUGUCAUCUGAUCAGAACUUAAGACAAAUGUUGCGCAACUAACGUUAGCCUGUAGAAUGAAUUAAUGCACUUAGCUAGUUCGCAAACUUUGUUGUCAUAGCCCCACAGUUAAUGUAACUUGGUUCACUCUAUGCAUCGUCCUUACCCACCAAGGAACUGACACGACAGUCAAAAGACUAAAAUAAAGCAACUAAACGUCUCUGCUUUCUUUAAAAGCUGCAUGUUUACAUUGCCAGUUAGCUAGCUAGCUAUUUGCUAAUUUCAGGAUGUAUUUUUGUGUGACGUCAUUGCUCGCAGCGGAUCACGUGUUUUGAACAAGGAAGUCAACGUUUUGCAUCUUACUGAACAGUGAGAUAGACCUUGGCUUCAGAAUGGCUGAUGGCUCCACUGUUAAGGGCCCAGGUACUCAAAAGCUGCAGUUUGCCCCGUUCUGCAGCGCUUUGGAGGCUGGAUUCUGGCAUCAGUUGACACAGAAAAAACUCAAUGACUAUCGCCUUGAUGAAAGUCCUAAAAGCAUCAAAGGAUACUACUACAAUGGGGAUCCAGUUGGCCUCCCUACACGCUUGACUCUGGAGUUCAGUGCAUUUGAAGUUGAUGGUCCCACUCCGGCACGCUGCUGUCCAGCCACAGGCAUACUCUACAACACUAACACAUUAGAGGCAUUCAGAUCCAUUGACAAGAAAGCUCUCUUGGAUAAUGAGGCAUCUGAGAUAUGGGAGGCAAUCCAGUCCAAUGCUGCUCUAGAAAAUCCCUCAAUCCUCAACAAAUUUAUUUUGUUGACAUUUGCUGAUUUGAAGAAGUAUCACUUCUAUUAUUGGUUCUGCUUCCCAGUGCUUUGUUUCUCUGAAGGCAUAUCAAUGAUCCAAGAGCCUGUGUCUCUAAACGACAAGUUCUCUCCCAAGCAGAUAUCUGCCCUCCAAGGAGCCUAUGACAGUCUCUGCAUUACAAACAACACCACAGCUGUCCCCUACUUCCUUAUCAAAUACACUGAGGAGGAUGUGAGGGUGGCUCCAUUACAUCAGUGGGAGGCUUUCUUUACAGACCUUAAGAUGGUCACUGUUGGAGUCUAUGACCCCUGCUCACUCACCCAGCACCCUGGCUGGCCACUCCGAAAUCUACUCAUUCUCAUCGCAAACAAAUGGGGUGCCCAGUUGGAUGUGGUGGAGAUAUUGUGCUUCAGGGAUAGGACACUUCAAGGCACCCGCUCAGUGCAACACAGCAUUAUGUUUCAGGUCAAGCUGCAAGAUCUUUCUGCUAGCACAGACUGUCCUAAAAGUGUUGGCUGGGAGAAGAACCAGAAAGGUGCCAUGGGACCAAGAAGCGUCAAUCUGAGCGAAUGUAUGGACCCUAAAAGACUGGCCGAGUCCUCUGUAGAUCUGAAUCUCAAGCUGAUGCGCUGGAGGCUGGUCCCUACCCUGGAUCUCGAUAAGGUCAUCUCCACCAAGUGUCUUCUACUGGGAGCUGGUACACUCGGGUGCAACGUGGCCCGAACGCUCAUGGGCUGGGGAGUGAGACACAUCACUUUUGUGGACAAUGCCAAGAUCUCCUACUCCAACCCAGUGCGUCAGCCCCUCUAUGAGUUUGACGACUGCCUCGGCGGAGGCAAGUCAAAGGCGCUUGCUGCAGUGGAGAGACUGAGAAAGAUCUUCCCUGGUGUGAACGCAGAGGGCUUCAACAUGAGCAUCCCCAUGCCUGGCCACCCAGUGAACUUCUCCCAGGUGACGCUGGGCCAGGCGCAGCGUGACGUGGAGCAGCUGGAGGCGCUCAUCUCCGCCCAUGACGUCGUUUUCCUCCUAAUGGACACCCGCGAGAGCCGCUGGCUACCCACUGUCCUCGCAGCUAGCAAGCGCAAGCUCGUGGUGAACGCUGCCCUGGGAUUCGACACCUUCGUGGUGAUGCGGCAUGGUCUGAAGCGGCCUCAUGGCGAGACGGCCGAUUCUAGCCCCUCGUCCGCCUCCAGUGCCUCGGCUUCAUCCUCCUCCACACCCGCGGCGCCCUCUCUCCCAGGAGCCUCUCUGUUCUCCAACAUCCCCGGCCACCGGCUGGGCUGCUACUUCUGCAAUGAUGUGGUAGCACCAGGCGAUUCCACCAGGGACCGGACAUUAGACCAGCAGUGCACCGUGAGCAGACCAGGCCUGGCCAUGAUCGCUGGAGCUCUGGCUGUGGAGAUGAUGGUGUCCAUCCUCCAGCAUGCAGAGGGGGGCUACGCAGUGGCCAGCAGCAGUGAUGACCGCAUGAAUGAGCCUCCCACGUCCUUGGGUUUGGUCCCACAUCAGAUCCGAGGAUUUCUGUCCCGAUUUGACAACGUCCUUCCUGCAAGUCUGGCCUUUGACAAGUGUACCGCCUGCUCACCGAUAGUUCUUGAUCAUUAUGAGCGAGAGGGCUUCCAGUUCCUGUCCAAGGUCUUCAAUUCCUCCCACUCCUUCCUGGAAGACCUGACCGGGCUCACGCUGCUGCACCAGGAAACGCAGGCCGCUGAGAUUUGGGACAUGAGCGAUGAUGAGAGCAUAUGAAGUGAACUCACAAGGCUCCAUUUGAGUGGACAACUCACAAGACUCCAUUUGAUUGACACCAGAAUGGCUCUUCAAAAGGAAAAACGAACAUCACAUGGACUCCACACUUUACAAUUUCAUAUAUAUGUACCACUUCAUUUGAGAUCAGCAACCAAAGUCAACAAGAGUCUUGUUUUCUUUACUGUUGAGCCAUCAGUUUGAUCUAUAUCUAUAGGUUCAUGGUGCACAAAGUUUUUUGUGUUAUUUUCUAACCUUAUUGUGGUGGUGUAUGUCAAGUCCUUGUACUCAGUGUUACUUUGACAGUAACAUUAAAAUGUGCGAAACCAUA